AAGAUUUUCAAUCCAUACGUGAAACUCGCGACGUGUAGGUUGUGCUUCGCAAAGAGGUGAUUUUUCUCGUGCAUCCCAGUAAGGUGAAAAAUCAAGAUUAUGCUAUAUAUAUCGUCAACAGCGUGUAAUAAAGUGUGAUUAUCGGCAGUUUUAUACUUGUUUCAAAUAAGAUAUACGUUUUGAGUUUCCAUCAGUAUCGGUAAAAAAAAGACCGGAGAAAGAUAGUAACCAUGGUAGCGGAAGCCGUUGUAGAAGAGCAAGAACAGUCUAAGAAAGCCGCCAAGAAGGCUGCGAAAGAUGCGGCCAAAGCAGCCAAGAAAGCCGAGCACAAAGCGGCAACAGCCGCCGAGAAAGGCCAACAGGAGGCAGGCGGUGCUGAAGGGAAGGACUACUCCGAAGGUUUGUACGGGGUUACCAAAAUGAUUCAAAGUACGAACAAACAUUCCGAGCGUGUCUUCACACCGUUGAAUGAGUUGUCCAAGGCCGCGAAAGAUUCCCUGGUAUGGGUCCGUGGUCGAGUGCAUACCAGCCGUAGCAAAGGCAAACAAUGCUUCCUGGUGCUUCGACAACAAAGCAGCACCGUGCAAUGCGUGGUUGCGGUAAAUGAUGACAGCGUAUCAAAGCAGAUGGUAAAAUUCUCCGGAAGCGUUCCGAGGGAAAGCAUAGUCGAUAUCAAGUCGACAGUAGUCCCGGUUGCAAACAAAAUCGAAGCUUGCACCGAACAAAACCUGGAACUGCAUGUGGUGGAAUUUUAUUUGGUAUCGUCGGCGAAGGCUCAACUUCCAUUGCAAAUUGAGGACGCUGCGCGCCCGGAAAAAUCGGAAGAUCCUGAGGCGUUGAAAAUUCGCGUCAAUCAGGACACCAGGCUAGACAACCGAGUUCUGGACCUAAGGACGCCUGCCAAUCAGGCUAUUUUUCGCCUGGAAGCGGGCGUGUGUAAACUGUUUCGUGACAUUCUAGCGGAGCAGGGUUUCACGGAAAUUCACACGCCGAAAAUCAUCUCGGCCGCCAGUGAAGGAGGAGCAAACGUGUUCACGGUCAGCUACUUUAAAGAUUCUGCAUAUUUGGCUCAAUCUCCUCAGCUGUACAAGCAGAUGGCAAUUGCGGCCGAUUUCGAUAAAGUUUUUACUGUCGGUGCUGUAUUCCGCGCAGAGGACUCCAACACCCACAGACACUUGACUGAAUUCGUGGGACUUGAUUUGGAAAUGGCGUUCAAGUAUCACUAUCACGAGGUUUUGGACACGAUUGGGAACACGUUUACCGCGAUGUUCAAGGGCCUUCGUGACAAUUACGCUCGUGAAAUCAAUGCUGUCGGGCAGCAGUUUAAUGUGGAACCAUUUAAGUUCCUGGAACCUCCCUUAAGGUUGGAGUUUGCUCAGGCCGUCAAGAUGUUGCGUGAAGCCGGUGUAACAAUGGACGACGAGGAAGAUUUAUCUACACCGAGUGAAAAGCUGCUCGGUCGAUUGGUGAAAGCCAAGUACGACACCGACUUUUACAUAUUGGACAAAUUUCCGCUAGCCGUUAGACCUUUCUACACGAUGCCCGACCCAAACAAUUCCAAAUACUCGAACUCGUACGAUAUGUUCAUGCGAGGCGAAGAAAUUCUGUCCGGUGCGCAACGUAUCCACGAUCCGGAUUAUCUGGUGGAGAGAGCGAAACUUCACGCAAUUGAUAUUUCCAAAAUUGCAGCCUACAUCGAAGCAUUCCGCUUUGGUUGUCCGCCUCAUGCCGGCGGUGGUAUAGGUCUGGAACGUGUCGUAAUGCUGUACCUUGGACUUGACAAUAUUCGCAAAACUUCAAUGUUCCCCCGUGAUCCUAAGAGACUUACGCCCUAGGCGAUCGAGUUCGAUUUGUCGGCACUCACAUGAAGAUUUUUUUUUUUUUUACACCUGCCGUUCUUCAUUCACACUUCCCAGAGCCAUUAAUAAUCGAACGAAAGGAACUGCUAUUUGAAUAAUUCCUGCGUGAACGCACACGUUAAGUACUAUUGCAAAACUUUCAUAGAAAGAAAAAGGAUUGAAAAUAAUUUUUCGAUCAGCCGAGAAGGAAAUAAAUUGAAUAAAAAAACACUUUCGUUAACUAGUUCAAAAAACAGUGACUUUUUGGGAUAGCAAUUCGCAGGAGAUAGUAUACUUAAUUGGAACCUGAAUCCGGUGUACCGUUGUGAGUCGUGAAAAAUGAUAAGAGUUUUUGCAUAAAAAAAAACGAAAAGAUCGACCAGUGAAUAAUAAAAGUGACGUAAAAAUCUGCA
Wyeomyia smithii (pitcher-plant mosquito) is the source of this 2251-nucleotide messenger RNA. It is a transcript of the gene AspRS, whose product is annotated as aspartate--tRNA ligase, cytoplasmic. Gene Ontology annotation, cellular component: cytoplasm; cytosol; aminoacyl-tRNA synthetase multienzyme complex. Gene Ontology annotation, biological process: aspartyl-tRNA aminoacylation. Bases 231 to 1835 code for a protein of 534 amino acids. Lineage: Eukaryota; Metazoa; Arthropoda; Insecta; Diptera; Culicidae. Gene Ontology annotation, molecular function: RNA binding; aspartate-tRNA ligase activity; ATP binding. The record is from RefSeq and is a predicted model, not a curated record. The transcript has 6 exons.